Messenger RNA from Hypoxylon trugodes, 1845 nucleotides. RefSeq lists its product as uncharacterized. Lineage: Eukaryota; Fungi; Ascomycota; Sordariomycetes; Xylariales; Hypoxylaceae. The record is from RefSeq and is a predicted model, not a curated record. Bases 576 to 1736 code for a protein of 386 amino acids. The transcript has a single exon.
AUACCUGGAUAGAGUUGCAACCCGUCUAAUUGAUUGAAGCGCCCCCUUACUGCGUACCUACAUAUGCCUCAACCCUGCACAGUAAGGGGAUUGGUUGAUCCAGGCAAACCUAACCGGCAAUUAAAACCCGCGAUCUCAGUAACAAAAGCUUGUCUGGUCCUCCCACAUAUUGAUGACGCAACUCAUUCGAAGCUCACUCAUCACGACUUCUGCGUGUCGGAGUUGAUCUGCCCCAGAUGUUGAUUUAUACACUCAACAAUUUGUAUGUACAAUGUAAUUUUUUUGUAACAUUUCCUCACUUCUGCGUGUAAUCAAUCAUCUCUUUCCCCGCGUUAUUACCAGCCACUGUGAUUUGUAUCGGGUUUAUUUCAGCACACCGACCACCCCUUGAAACGAUUUAGCAGCAACCCAUACACCUAUAUUGAAACGCGCUUUCCCCAAAUAUUCGGUCGCCAUCCGGACCACGCGGCAUGGGCUUAAAACUCUAAACUUUAUAUCUAUUUUCAUCUACCUGCCUUGCAUAUGUGUCUAGGUAAUAAGCAUAAAACUUAAUUUUGUCAUCAUUUUAUAGCAUAAUGUCAACGACUAGCAAACUGAGACCUCUCGUCCGCCUACAGGGUAUGCGCGCUGCGCAGCUCCCCUCGCCUACAGCUACAACUGAGGAACUUGCACCGCUGCUUUAUUCUAUUUUACGGGAGGCUCUACCGUUUAUUGACUCUGCAGCGCCGAAGGCGUCUUCGUCUGCGACAUCUUCCGGUGCUGAUUCUAAGAUCUGGAAGUCGAAGGGUGUGCACUCGCACCCAGACUCCGCGGCUAAGGUUGAGGUAUCGGAGCGCGUGGUCUCGGUCGCAGAACUACGGGAUAUUGUCACCGAAAACAAAGACAAGAUCCGCCCAGAAACGUGGUGCUGUCGCCGUAGUGUCCACGAAGAUGCACCAGAAAAAGGUACCGCAACUUGGGAGGAAUUCGAGCACUGUUUUCGCGAUGAACACGCCGAGUCAGAGCGCGCAUUCACGCCGGCGUGUUUAGCUGCGCAUCAGGCUCUGAAAUGGGAUACUGCGGCCAGUGUUCCUGAUAUUGAGGAAGGCGGGCUGAAGUGGGGUAAUUUCAAACUCGUAGUCGAGGAAAUGCGGCAUAGGAUCGGAAAGCCGAUUUUGAAAGAUCGGACGUUUCCUGUUCUACAGAUGACGAGUUCGGUUGUUGCGGUUCGGCCGUCUUCGCAAUCGACGGGGACGGGUGAGUUUGUUGUUGUGAGUAUCCCAGUGCCCGAUUUUGGGAGUGAUGAGGCGAGUAAACUCGCCAAAGAGAAGGGGGCACAGAUUGCGAUUUAUGCGAGUGUGGAGAGGAUCCGUCAGUUUGGAGGGGAGGACGGGAAGGGUAAGAUUGAGUGGCUUAUGGCCACGGCUAGUGACGCAGGUGGCAUUCUGCCUGCUUGGGUCCAGAACGCCGCGGCCCCUGGUGUGAUUUGGAAGGAUGUGCCGUUGUUCUUGAGCUGGAUUGCGAAGGAGAGAGAGAAGAGCGGUCAGAAGAAAGGGGGCGUGACUAAUACGGAAGUGAAGAAUACAAAAGAGGAAAAUGAGGAAGUAGUGCCGCAAGCCUCGACAGGGACUGAAGUGAACAAUGUACCGUCCACUUCCGAUGGGACAAACGAUGUCACGGCCAUCGCGGCGGGGAACCCCCAGGUAUCGACUGGCAUAGAAGUCGGCCAGACGGCGAGGGUAUCAGCAAGUGGUUGACCGAGCUCAAAAAGCUAGUAACAGGAUACAGAAAAUAGGUAUACAUUCAUAUUUUCAUUUCUAACAACAUUAUAGCAUUGGAUAUAUACAUCACUGCCUAUCCCAUAGC